Molecule: messenger RNA, 1657 nt
Organism: Durio zibethinus
Lineage: Eukaryota; Viridiplantae; Streptophyta; Magnoliopsida; Malvales; Malvaceae
Source: RefSeq, a predicted model, not a curated record
AUCAGGCUAGACUGGGUUGGGUUGAGCUGAAUCAAAAAGGCUUAGCCCGUGAGAAAUGUGAUGGGAGAGAGAACGGUCCAAUCGGCGGAAAGACCGCGACCAACUCUGACGCUCUCUCUCUCUCUCUCUCUCUCUCUCUCCAGUGGCAGUGAAACUGAAUUUCGUAAAAAAAAAAAUCCUCAUUUCUCAUAUAUCAUCGUACUCCAUAUAAGAACAAAACAAAAUCCCACCGAAAAAAAAAAAAAACCGUUUCACUAGACCCGACCUUUUCGUCUGUGCUUUGAACUUCUCUCUGAAAAAUUAUUUUUGUCAUUCAAACUUCGGAUAGAGAGAUUUAUUGCAGUUUUAAACCACUUUGGCUGAAAAUAAAAGAGUGUUUCAGUUUCAGUUUCAUUGUCUUGCUUUCAAAUAACAGUAAACCCAACAAACCCAAAAUUCUUUUUGUUUGGUUGUUGUGUUUUUGAUUGAUUUGGUCGGGGGAAUAUAAUAAAAAAAGAAAAAAAAAGAAACAGUCGAUGGAUAGGUACCAGAGGGUGGAGAAACCAAAAACAGAGACUCCAAUAAACGAAAAUGAAAUUAGGAUAACUACUCAAGGCAGAAUGAGGAAUUAUAUUUCCUAUGCCACCACUCUCCUUCAAGAGAAAGGGUCCAGUGAGAUUGUUCUUAAAGCAAUGGGCAGAGCCAUUAAUAAGACUGUGAUGAUUGUAGAGCUAAUCAAGAGGAGAAUUGCUGAUCUUCAUCAAAAUACUUCAAUUGGAUCAACCGAUAUAACAGACAUGUGGGAACCACUAGAAGAAGGCCUCCUUCCUCUGGAGACUACCCGUCAUGUAUCAAUGAUCACUAUCACAUUAUCAAAGAAGGAGCUGGAUACGUCCUCCACAGGAUAUCAACCUCCUCUUCCGGCUGAUCAAGUGAAACCCUUAAAUGAAUAUGAAGAUGACAGAACUUUAGAGGCUUCACCAGGGACACGAGGAAGGGGGCAAGGUGGUCAAGGAAGGUUUAGGGGUAGAGGAAAUGGAGUAGGGGAAUAUAAUGGUGAUGGUUGGGACGGUGGGCGUGGUUUUGGUGGCAGAGGUCGAGGACAUGGAAGAGGGCGAUCUUUCCGGGGUCGAGGGCGAGGCUAUGGAGCUGGAGGAUACUAUCACUAUGGUGAGUCUGAUGCACCCCAUCCCCAAGGUCGUGGUAAGUUUGUGCUUUGGAACAGAGUUCGAAGAAUGUUGUAUUUGUUCACUGCUAGCUUGUUGAGCCGUGAGAAAUGAAUUUUUGACUUUUCUAUCUUGGAAGUGGCAUGUGUGAUUUUAACGUUAAAGUUCCUCUCUGAGAAGCAAAAUAACAAGUUAACUACCUUCUGGGAAAUAUGCUAGCUAAACAUUCCAAAUUCAUCAGAUAAUUGCACUAUAUAUUUAUGCCAAAUGGUUUUCUAAUUAAAAUAGUUGGAAUAUUUGAGGACUUAGCUAUUUCUGUUGCAUUCUGUAGUUCUCUUCAGCAUAUAAACAUUGACUGGAGUAAACUAUCUACCCUCUUGCCUUAAGCCAUGUUUCAUGGUACGUUCAAGAUCAUGCAAAUCUCACGAGCAUGAACUGGCAAAUCAUAAAUAUCUGCAAAGAGCAGACUCCUAAUAUUUUAUUUUUGAUAUGAAAUGCCAUCCUUUUGCAAC